CACUCGCCCUCGGCACAACGCGACGUCGCUGGGGUCUAUGAUACCACAGCAGGAGGCUUUGAUGCCGAAGUCAAUUUCUCGGAGAAGGUGGGGGGUGUAAUAAGAGCAAGGAAGGAAAUGUCUGCUAUGGUCAAGGGGGAUGUGUUGGAGGUCAGCUGCGGCACGGCUAGGAACCUGGGUUACUAUGGCUUCGACCAGAUCAAGAGUUUGACUCUGAUCGAUCUCAGUCCCCAGAUGGUGGAACAGGCACGCAGUAAAUGGAAUAUUCUGAACCCAGGCAAGGUUGCUGAGAAUGUGCCCAUCAGGUUCCUGCAAGGUGACUGUAUCGGAGAUAUGCCUGAGCCACCAGCAAGAGCACAAGAAGAGGCAAAGAAGAGCGGGACGACCUUCACACCAGGUCUCAAGAAGGGCUACGACACAAUAGUGCAGACCAUGGGUCUCUGUAGCACAGCACAACCCGUCGAACUGCUCAAGAACCUGUCAAAACACCUCGACCACUCCAAUCCGGAAGCCAGAAUCCUGCUACUCGAACACGGUCGCAGUUACAUUGGAUGGAUGAACAAACUCUUGGACACGACUGCACCUCAACACGCCGACAAGCACGGUUGCUGGUGGAACAGAGACAUUGGUCAACUCAUCGAGGAGAGCGGCCUCGAGGUCGUCAAAGAACGCAGGAAACAAUUCGGCACCGUUUGGAUCUUUGAGCUCAAGCCC
Aureobasidium subglaciale EXF-2481 is the source of this 714-nucleotide messenger RNA. RefSeq lists its product as uncharacterized. Lineage: Eukaryota; Fungi; Ascomycota; Dothideomycetes; Dothideales; Saccotheciaceae. The transcript has a single exon. The annotation marks the transcript as partial. The record is from RefSeq and is a predicted model, not a curated record.